AUGCUUCAGGCCCUGGAAACUCUACCAUCGUUGGUGAUCAACUCCGUCAGCAUCGAUGUAGAUAAGCGUCUGAAGUUUGUUCAUGGUGAGACGCUGCGUUACGAAAUGGAAAUGUGUUCUGAAGAGGAAGACGCCUUACCGGAAAGGUAUUUGAGUACCCCGCCAGUGGCUGAACCGCUGGCUACCACGGAUAGUUUGUCGAAGGACACGGAGUCCGACGAUCAGAGUUUCUUCCAGAAAAUAUUUCCGACUGUGCUUAUAUCAGAGAAUGAUCAGAAGAUUCUGGAGGCUGCCGUCAAGCCCCUAUCUUGCGCCUCGAAUUCGGUUCGUGUAAGCCAGGUUUGCAAUUUCAUCAGCCAUGUGGUCUUUCAAGAUUUCCCGCCGGAAGUAUUUUUGCAGAAUGCCUCAAUUUUUUGUGCCCUGCUCAAGAUAGUUUCUAACGAAAAGAUGGACUACGAUGAAAGUUGUUGUCGCUCUGCCUUGGAGUGCAUCUCAUGCUUGGGAAGAAAAUUGGCUGACCGCAUUAUUCUCCGAUGUGAAACGCAGUUCAGUGGUUUAGAAGGAUCAGACUGGUUUCGUGAUACAAAGACAAAUCAUCGCACGCAUAUUUCCUCUUCUGAAAAAAAAUCGAUUUUUCCGAAUGGAAUGGAUGAUUCCUCUCUCGGUGUUUUCGAGUUGUGCUGUUUCGUCCUGAAAAUAUUAGCGCGUCGAAUGAAACGGUUCGUGACUCUGAGUAGUCGUAGUACCAUGAAGUCCUGGCUAGUUCUCCCUGAACUGAUGAACAGCGCUGUCGUAUUUUUGCGUCUGUGCUCGAUCUCGACGUUGUCAGACGAUGGUUCUGCCAACUGGACGCAGAUCGAAGAAUCCGUUCUGGCCUUCGCCGAUUUAAUGGAACUAUCAAAUCCAGACCUUCUUGAUGAAAUCUUGGGAAAUUUAAACUUCGCCGAUGAUGCAAACAACAUUUUUUGGAUCAUGAAAAUGGCCGGAGGCAUGUUUUCUGCUGUUCUUCUGAACUUGUUGCCCUCGCCGGAAGAAGCGGUCCGUGCGCUACCUUCGUCUGCUGUUCUGACAUUUUUGGAAUGCUGGCUGGAUCCGUGGAUUUGGACGAACUGGCCGAAGGCGAGGUGGAUGGCCGCAGCAUUCAUGAAUUAUGCGGGGUAUUGUGAUCUCUCGUUGUACAUUGGGAAGCAAGCGAGAAGCCAAGAAGCAUACGUGUCAUUUCUCGAAUGUACUGGAGGAGGUAGAUUGAACAAAUGCAAUUUAUCUUUGGCAAGAUGCGCAAUGGAAUCUGUCUGUGUUUAUGAUGAGGAACAUUGCACGAAGCUGGUAAUUUUCUUGUUGGAAUCUGAUUGCUCGGAAGAUUUUUUCACUGAUGCCUGUACGCUUCUUCAUCGUUGGUUGACUCACCAUCGUGCUUAUGUGAGGCUAACGUCGGCAAACGUUUUCAAGUUGAUUUAUCCAUCUUCCAAGCGAUUCUUCCGUUGUCCGUUGAUCUUUAGGACGUUACUUGAGAAUGGAAUGGCGAGUGAUUCGGUUAGCAAAGGCCCAUCAUCUUCGAUUAUUUCAAGAUUCCUGCUCGAAUUAUUAGAAGGCAAAUCUGAGGAUCGCCUUAUUUUCAAGUCAGCAGCUAUCGAAGUUAUGCCAUUUUUGUUGAUCCAUGCGGCUGAAGGAAGUUUGUUCGCGAUUAGGCCAGCAGUUGGAUGGAAUCCAUUCAGACAAAUCUUCGAAUUAUCGAGGGAGGAAGAUGUGAGAUGUACCACUGUGGCACUCUUCUGCUCAAGUGCUCCUAUGAGACGCAUUGCAUAUGAGAAUAUUGUCCUCUUGUUGGCGGAAGAAGGUCAUGAUUGUGAUAAGAUGCCAUUUUCUUCGACUCGUGAAACCAUUCUCACGCCAGAAGACGUAUUCUGCGUUCAACCGAUUCAACUGAGUAUUCUGAAGGAAAGGUGUCACAGUUCUUUCCUAAGUUCAAUGGUAUCGUUGAAAUCGGCUUUGUUGCCACUCGACCGACACUCACUCUUAACGGAAUUGUCGCUGAAUAUGGACUCCGUUGAAGGAGUGGAAUUUUUCUUACGUCACGUGGGUCUUCGGUGGAUCGUGGAUUUAUUCAAUGAGUGUUUACUCAUUGAAAAUAGACGAAACGUGAUCGAAGAAAUCGAAUCCUUGCCGAAAAUAGCCCAUAUUAUUUUGAAACUUAGCUCAAAGCAUGAAGUGAGGAAAGCAUUGCGGGAUGAUGCGAGUUUUUUGCUCAAUUUGAUCAGGGCUGCCUUGAUUCUUGUUGAAGACGUCCAACGUUCUGUGAUCGCCGCAUUGGCAUUUUUAGUUGUUUUCCAUCCUUUAUACGUAGUACACGGGGAAAAAGUACGACUGUCUCGGCUGAUCGGUUGUCAUUAUCGGAUCCCUGUCGACUGGGAAAUGGAUCAUAUGGAAACUAACUCGGCGAAGGUUGAAAGACCCGGUCAUUUGGAAGCCGUUGUGGCGAAAUUUUUUCGGGUGCGGAGAAAGAUAUUGUUGCAACAGCGUCAACCCCACAAAGAAUUUCAGUUGAGCGGCUUGAUGGGCAUUGGAGUGUCAGUUCGAGACCCGGUUGGAUUUUUGAUGACUAUCGAUGAAUUUCACGAUGAAACGAAGGGCCCUUUGAGUUACACGGCUUUGCGAGCGACCUUAUGCUUAAUUGCUCUGCAUGACUCCAAGUUGCUUCCUGGGUUACAAGAUGAACCAGUUCGGAUGCCGCAAGCGUAUAUAUGGACGAAACUCCUCAAGAUGAAAAUUACUCGACUAGAGAAAAGCUUCCUGGAUAAGCAAGUUCAACACCUACUUACUUUAAUCGACCUCCUUCAGUUUCCCGUGCGAGAUGUUCAAAGCAUCGAAAGUCUGGUCACCUUUUUACGAGUAUUGGUGCCCAACGUCUUAGCCGUUUCGGACUGUUCGGAUACAAUACCUCCUGCGAAGAUUGCCUUAAGGCAGUAUGUUAUCCAUCUGAUACGCGCUACUCAUCGAGCAUUCCCAGAUGUUGCUACUAGAGAGCAAUUUGCAUCCGUCAUGAUCUCCUGGGUUCAGAAAAACAUUCGGGCGCAGGAUGCGAUGGAUAUUCAGAGCGUUUCGUGGAGAAUGGAUUGUUUGAUUGCCUUUGAGGAGCUGACGCGUCGACCGGGCUGGAUUAAAUGCUUGAACGAUCGAACUGCUGUUUCAAUAAUCAAUGAAGUGUUCUGUGUGUCUAUCGAUGGAUUGAAGCAAGUCUUGUGCCGAGCAGUAUCAAGAAAUGCAUACAUGGAUCACGGGGCCUUAAAAUACCUUUGCUUCAUCCUGAAGAAUCUGUCCAUGGCACAUGCUCCGCACCUGGCGAGAAAUCUGAUCCGUUUUGAUGGAAACUCCGGCGAAAAUUGGCUCAAGUGGAUUAUUCCGCUGAUGGAAAGCGAUGAUUCUGUUGUUCGUGGAAGCUUGUUGGAAUUUUUAGCUCGUGUACUAUCGGUGGACGAAGACUUCGAUUCAAGAUUCAAGGAACUUACGAAUAUUUCAGGUGGUCUCUGGGGUACUGCCUUGAGCUUCGUAUUAGACAAACGGGAGACAGUUUUGACUCGUGAAAAAGCCCUGAAAAUCAUUUCACUUCUCCUGGAGAAAAGUGUAAAUGAAAAGUCACUCUUCACUAAUGGUUCUCAUUUGCUGUCCUCCAGUCUCGUGAAGAUGUUGGUAUGUACGUUGAACAAUGUGUCCGUGAUGUCGCCAUCAACCGAAGUUGCCGAGAGGGCUAUUCCGUGUACUCCUGCGGUACUUACGGUAACACUACGAGUGCUUCAGUUAAUGUUGCAGAAGUUUCCGGACGAGUCACGCACUCUUCUCCUCGCCCUGGAUAUCAUGCCUUGUAUAAAGUAUGCCACUGAGAGUUUUGGAAACGGAAUCGUGUGUUUUGAAGAUCAGUUGAGCGAUAGAAUUAAUGUCCGAGCCUCGUUCGUCGGUGAAGCAUUCCGCGUAUGGUGUCAUGUUCUCGUCUCCGGUAUUCGCGGGCGGUUCGCGUGCGAUCUUCCAAUUAUCUUUUAUCUUUUUGGUUUGUUGUGGAAUUACGUGUGCGAGCGCGCUGCAAGACGAAGUUUAGAAGAGGGCCUGAACUUCCUAACAGUCUUAUUGACUACCAGCGACGAUUUGGAGCUUCUUGACUUCGUUAAUGCGGCAUCAGUAGAUCAUUGGAAGCGCUUCGGCACUCUGAUGUCCAGAGUAGUGAACUUCCUAGAAAAUGACGCUUCAUCAUAUCCAGACCUAUCAAGCGCUUCUGUGACUUUCAUUUAUACCUUGACCACUAAAAUUGGUAGUCGACUGCGUUCCAGCGACCGUCUGCACUCCAGUGUACGAGCAGAAUUUUAUCAUGUUUGCCCUGUUGAACGGAUGAACGGAACUUACACGGAGAAGCUAUCUUUGGAUGCAGCCUUGGUGACGACUUUGUUGGGUGUGUGUGAAACGCGUUUGGAUUGCUUCAGAAAACAUGAAGUUCUCAUCGCCUUGAGAGCUGUUUUCUCAGGAUCAGAAUUUGCCGCUGAACAACUUGACACCAAGUUCGCGGACAAUCUCUUGGAUGGUUUCGUGGAUGUAUUUCAAGAGCAACCUUCGGUAUCCAAAUCUAAUCUGGCGGCUAUGGAAGUGCUCCAGCUUGAAAUGCUCGUUUCGUUUUGUGUGAAUUCUGCGAUGGCCCGAUCUGCUGUACUGCAUAAACGACACCAUAUUGGCGAAACUUUGAUGCAUUCAUGGUCUCGCAUCCGUGAGAAUCCCCGGGUGUUGGGUUCAGUGUUGCGUUUGAUGCGAAUUCUGAGUUUGGAUUACGAUGGGAUCCGUCAUGGAGAUUCCUGGUCUCACUUAUGCGUUCAUCUUGCCAACUUCGCAGUCGCGGGCUUAUCCCGUAGACGGUCUAAUUUCCGAACGAUCUUUUUUGUUGGUGUCAUAUGUGUGAUGGCGAAUAUGUCGCGGGAAAAAACUAGCAGUAUGCUUUUCAGUAGGUGCCGUUUGCUCCCGCGUUUCGUUGAUGCUUUAGAAAACGGAUCCUUGAAUGUCGCACGAUUCCAAGGUUCUUUCUUGUUUUUCGUCGCGACUUGGACCAAAAAUGAAGAGGUUAUCAAGGAAGUGAUAAGACACGGAAAACUUUUUCACAUCGCGUGCAAAUCGGUUCGUCAGUCAUUACCUGAAGUGAAGAGAAGUGCAUGGAUCGUCUUGAUGAAUCUAGCCGAAGUUGCCUGUGUUCGAGACUGGAUGCUCUCGAAUGACGAAAUCGGCGGGCUUCUGAGAGAAACUUUGCAGACCGGCAAUGAUGAAGAUGCGAUCCGCAGCGUUUAUUUGUGCUUGAGUUUGGCGAGAUCAUUUUCGGAGUCCGAUUCAGUAAUAAGCCGCUUGAAGUUCGACGCUGUAUCCACGCAAAGUACCCAGAAUCGCAAGCAGUGGGCGAAUGUGUCACUACUGCUUUUAUGUGGCCAACAACGCGAUUUUAUUUCGGAACCCCAAUUAAAAAAUAACCGUUCUCCAAUCAUGAGUGAUGUGCUAUCUCUCUCCCUCGGCGGAGAACAUCCGUCUACAUCAAGAACUUCGUCGACCGAGAGGAGUUCCGCACCCGUAGCGCUAUUGAAGUCACCGGAAGCUUCUUCGUCGAGCUCGUCGACGACAGCCUCUUUCCGCCCCCGCCCUGACGCCCGUGCAAUUAUUCCCGGUGUAUGUGUUCCUGUUUCUGCUCAGCGGAGCAGCGUGCGCAUAAUCGAGCUGGCCACUGUAGAUCGUGGCAUUUUGAAGUUCGCGCUUAUACCCAACCAAAUAAAUGGAUCUUCAAAUGCCGUCACGACUACAAAUCGCGUUGAUGCUUCUGGCCUGAGUGGGAAAAGUCAACCGUCACUGGUGAUCAACUCCGACGGCAUCGAUGGAAAUAAACGUCUACCACCGAUUGUUUUGAAUCUGAGAAGUGCGCAGGAAAUUCUGAAAAUCCAACCAAUUCGCACUGCUUUCAAGUUACCCACAAAUCCCACAGAAGCUCUCGCUACUUUUGCACCAUCGUUAUGCUUCGAGAAAAUCUUGUACCCGUCGAAGAAAGGAUGGAAAUCAGCUGCCGAUGAAUCCACGGAUGAUGCCCAAUCCAUCGUUUCAUCUGCAAAUGUUCAAACGGAUACUCAACGGAAGUCUAAUGCUGAAACUAUGGCUGCUGUGCAAUCGAAGACACGUGAUGCUCAAUUGGUAGGGGCGCCCGCAGUACAUUCUACUAGCGUAUCAUCUGCGCAGUCGAACAACGGAUCUUCCGUUCAGUCAGGUGAUAUCCUAUCCAGCCAGGUUACCACUGGAACGAAUGUCCAGUUAUGCUGCGUGCUGCCUCGGCCACAGGGUUCUGUCCUUCCCAAGAUGACGACGCUUCCCGCAACAUUAGUUGUUGAAUCGAAGCGACCACUAGGUGACAAAAGACGGGUUUUACCAAAUGCUUCUGCUGCUAUUCCUAGUGCCACAGCUUCCAUUUCUAGUGACAGCAGUGGCUCAAAGCGGAUAAAAAAUGACACGGGUUCGCUUAUUUGGGUGUGCCAAUUUUGUCCCUUGCGGGAGACAGCAGAGAACAAGUUUGCUUCGCAUUUGCUGAAUCAUUAUAGAGAUCCCAAGAUGGUUGACUUGGUUUAUGUGCAAGAGGUUCUUGCAGGCGGAGCAGUUGUAAAGCAGUUCCCUUGUGACAUAUGUCCGAAAAGGUUUGACCGUCUGUACUACCUCAUGCGUCAUAUGCAGCUGCACACCGGUCAAAAUUUCUGUCCUAGCUGCCACAAGAUAUUUGCUCGCAAAGAGAGCUUGCAAAAGCAUGUGAAGCGGAGUAAACCAUGCAAACCAAUCGAAGGCACUGAGACGUUCCAAACACAAGCCCGUGUUAAUGUCCGAUCAACGUGCCAUUUGUGUACGAAGGAUCUCAAAAGUACGGAAGCCCUUGAAGAGCACAUGAGUUUCUGUAAGCAAAUCCAUCAGCUCUCAAAGACUGGAUCUGCGAACUGUCCCCAAUGUCGAGAGAGUUUCGUGGAGCGUGCAGGAUUUUUCAAGCACGUGUUCACGCAUACGCAUCCACAUUCGUGCCAUUCAUGUUUCAGCCGAUUCAAGUCGCCCAGUGCUGUCAAUUCACACGUGUGUGGUAACAAUAUGAUCAGUUGUGAGCUUUGCGGCUGCACAAAAGCGUCAGUCUGGUCUUUGAAUAACCACAAACUAUCCCAUGGGAAACCGCUUGUCGCAUAUUGCAUUGAAUGUGGUAUCCAAUUUCUACGGUUGGACGAAUUCAAGCGCCAUCGGUGUGGAGCUGACAUCCCGGUUGUGCAAAGAGUUAUCUACAUUUGCGAGAUUUGUAAUUGUGGCUUCCGUAGUGUGGCCGAGUUGAACGCCCACACAAGCACGCAUCAAUGCUCAGUGGUGAAAGCCCCAUGUUACAUAUGCUCCGUUACUUCCCGAGAUCCCAAUGACUUCUAUGCUCAUCUGCAGCAGCAUGCCUAUGAGGUCUUCCAUUGUCCAUUCUGUCCGUUGAUCACUGGGUUCAAGAAAGAACUGGAGGAGCACUUCGGUUUCCAGCAUGCGCCGUUGGAGAAAGAUUGGAAAACAGAGGGAUUCAUCAAAGUGUUGGUGCAAACAAAUUCAUCGAAACUGUACUCGUGUCCGAUGUGCUCAAAGAAGCUUCCAUCCUCGCAAGCGUGGUUGUUACACGUUUUGCAUCACCAGUCGAGCAAGUACAUGUGUGCCAAGUGCAGUCGUUGCUUCUGUCGGAAGUACACGCUGAAUGCCCACAAUAGUCGGAAGUGUUCUGGAGCGAGAUUCAUUUGUUACAUUUGUACCAAGAGCAGCAAGGAUUUUCGUUCUGUUGGUGAUUUUUUCGCACAUUUGAAAACCCAUCGAUCUGAUGAGAAGACGUCAGCAGAAAGCGAGGUUCAGGUGGAUAACGAACCAGAUUGGCAGAGGCCGGAGCGAUACGACGUAGAUUUGAACGCAAGGUUUGACGAACUUCUCGUUGGUCCUGCUCCGAAGAAAAUAUGCAUCGAAGGGCAAGCUAUUCAAUCCAGUGGAUUGAAUCCAGAAAUUUGCCUUGACGCGGAGCUGAAAACUGUGGAGAUUGAUCACGGAAUACAAGUAGAUGGGGAAAGCUUGUGUGAGCUUAGUUGCCCGGAAGUCUCCUCCACCACAUCGACUUCGAGCUCCUACGACGAGGACGACAUCUUGGAUGAAAGUUUGUGUCAACCCGUCUCUCCACUUACUCAUCAAGGGGAUAUAGAAGAUCUCUUGAUAGAGAGUUACCGUUCCGAUUUUGCGGAUUUUUCGUUCGGUAGUCCGGAGAACCUGACAUGUGAAGACAUCUCCGAAGAACUUGAAAAUAUCGAAACUGUUUUUGAUGGGUCUGCCACUGAAAGUGAUUUCGUCACUGCUUCGCUGUGUGAAUCUUUAAACGGUAACCCAGCGCUUGAAGAUUUCGAAGGUGGUCGGAAUUCCGAACUCGCUAUGUUGUCAUCUGAAGAAGAUUUGAGCUUCCCAUACGGCGCGCUCGAUGACGAAACGGUGCUCAUAUCAGACUUCGAAAAAGAUGAGGAGUUGAUUCGCAAUAUUUUAAAUGAACCCUACGAAAGCGUAGCUUAACUCAAUACUUAUUUGUCUUUCAAUGAGUGAGAAGAUCAUGCACACAAACCAAUCUACAAUUGCAGGCAGUGCCACAUAUUUCUGAUCAUCUGAUGCGACCGCAGUUCUAGUGCGAUCCUUUUUCGAAUACGCGUCUUGGAAUUUCUGUGUUGGCGGUCUUCGAAUAGCACAAACUGAUCGAAAGUAGGCUUUCUAGCUGACUACUUAAUCGUGUUCUUAACGACGAGUUUUGUAUAAAAGAUUGCUAUUUCCAGUUAUGCUCGUCAAGUAUGAAGUUUUUUUUUUAAUCUUCCAUCAAAUCCAUGGAAUCAAAUGUCCUACGAGUCGAGUAUUACUAUCAAUGCUCACGCAUGUGCUGGGUUUCUUGAAAAAAAAAGCAACGAUCUGCAAUUGUACCACCAAAUGGGUAUUUCCAAAGAAUGUAGUGAGUGAGUGAGUUGAUUGCUUGUUCUAUACGUAAAAUCAAUCAUGGUUUGUGAACAAGAAAAAUUCUUGAGCAUUCCUGAAGGGUGAAGUUUUGUGUUCGGUGCUACUGUUGCAGAAAUUAUUCGUUUUUUGUGGCAUUGCUGAUGAAUGUCAGCUUUGUAUUCAGCCUUUCUUAUCUUCCGUUACGAGAAAAAUAUUGCUCAAUGUCCUGGUGAUGUGCAGCUUGAAAGAUUGGCGAUGUCCCCUGAGUACGCAAAGUCAGCGGCGAGUGCCGCAUUUUCAACGAUACCUGGUUAUUUGACUAAAUGAAUCGGCGAUUCUCUCCUCCCCUUUCUGCUGUUUUUGAUUUGAUCGGUUCUCUUGGUAACAUGUUUUUGAGCCGCGGGUCCCGCGUUUUCUGCUCUGUGAAUGGGGAAACUGCAACAAUGACUAUGAAAGCUUUGCGCUCUUCCAUGUGUAUGCAUUCCGUGCGGCUUCGGGAUCCUUUUCCCCUUCGAAGCACAGUGAUGCUAAGUUUACGUGUGAUUUCUGAAAGCGGCGCGACGAAACGGAAAGCCGGGGUUUCGCGUGGUUGUUGAAUAUUCACCCUUCCUCAUUGAAGAAACGACAGUCGAAGGAAUCAGUGUUCCAUUACAUGGAGUACUUCGGAGUAAAAGCUGUUGAAUCGACGAAACGUGAGACUUCGAAAACUGUUGACUAUUAUGUUUCUCCCUGAUCACAUUCAAACAUGCGAAACCCCGUUAUUUAAGCCCGCGUCAUGCGAGCUUCGUAGUAAUGAUUAGAAUCUGUACAAGCGGAAAAUUUUCUCAAGUAUUUAGUGUGAUGAUCGGACGGAGAAUCUUUCGAUGUGAUGAGUGUCGCUAGGUGUCAUCGUUGGCCAGCUGCGGGGUCCAACCGUGUCCCGAGCCGGUAAUCCGCCGUUCUUGGAAUUGGCCCUCGCUUUGAUAGAACAGAAGAAAACCUAGAGCUUAGAAAUCCGUGUUCAGCCCUUCGCCGUGUGUAAAUUUAAUUUUCCCGCGUGAUCUCUUCGCUGCAAAGGAAUCGAUACCGUGUGACGCUAACAUGGCUGUUUUGGUUUAAUAGUCGAAAGUGGAGCAUGAAAACGGCACGAUGGCGGGUUUUGUGCGUUUUGUGCUGGUGUAUAAGCGGAUUUCGCGGUUACCCUGUAGUUAUCAGGAAUCUGCGGCGAAGCGCUUUUACUUUGCUGGGCGCUGUUACGCAGUAGGAAAGUUAGGUGUUCGCAUUUGUCAUGUUGAAUGUUGAGUGUUCAAAAAGCGUCUUGUACGCCGGUGUUCGUAGUUAUUGAUUUUAUUGCUUUAAAUCGCUACAUCAGCUACCGCGAAAUUAGGUUUAUCAAAAGCUUUGCUUCCAAAUCAGAUUUCUGCGACUUCGGUCGACAAUGGUACUUGUUUAUCCUGGAAUUUGUUGAGUAUUUUAUCGCGAGUUUUAUUCAUGUAUUCACUGUUUAUCUUAGACGCAGAAUAAAUUCGGAGUUCUCAAUGUGA
Notodromas monacha is the source of this 10532-nucleotide messenger RNA. NCBI's taxonomy places the organism in Eukaryota, Metazoa, Arthropoda, Ostracoda, Podocopida, Cyprididae. The record is from the annotation of a GenBank genome assembly.